Uncinocarpus reesii 1704 is the source of this 2073-nucleotide messenger RNA. Its product is annotated as glutamyl-tRNA synthetase. NCBI's taxonomy places the organism in Eukaryota, Fungi, Ascomycota, Eurotiomycetes, Onygenales, Onygenaceae. Gene Ontology annotation, molecular function: ATP binding; glutamate-tRNA ligase activity. Gene Ontology annotation, biological process: translation; glutamyl-tRNA aminoacylation. The record is from RefSeq and is a predicted model, not a curated record. The transcript has 2 exons. Gene Ontology annotation, cellular component: cytoplasm; methionyl glutamyl tRNA synthetase complex; cytosol. Bases 1 to 2073 code for a protein of 690 amino acids.
AUGGUGCUUUUUACCGUCGCCUCAAAGGCGAAUGCAGCAUAUAUCCUCCCCGUCGUCACUGCUGCGGCGUAUGUCCAGGUCUCUACCCCUGAUGCUGGACUAAGCAUUACUUUUGAAGAUGAAGAAUCUGUUGGAGCCAAGAAGGGGAAAUUGGAAUUAAAGCUUCCAGAUGGGAAAUUGGUGUACGAUGAUGAUAUUAUACCAUACUUACGGGAGAACUAUCCAGCUUUGCAAAUCGGAAAUAAGGAGCAGGUCUUGGACAAGCCGUUGAAAGAGCUCGACUCGCAUCUGACGUUGCGCUCCUAUAUUGUAGGCUACUCGCUCACGCUUGCGGACAUUGUGAUUUGGGGAGCUCUUCGUGGGAACAAGGUUGCCAUUCCUAAUAUUAAGAGAAAUGCCAAAAAUAUUGCCAGAUGGAGUAGCUUCAUUGAAGCAUCCUACCCAUGGGUAAGCAAUGGGCCAGCAGAACUACAGGCCAGUGCACAAAAGAAGAGAGCUGCAGCAAGUGCCGCAGGCGCCAGCUACAACAUUGGCCUCCCAAACACCGAGAAUGGAGUGGUUACUCGUUUUCCUCCCGAGCCUUCUGGGUAUCUCCAUAUUGGGCACGCGAAAGCUGCUUUGCUCAAUGACUAUUUUGCUCACGAGCAGUACAAAGGAACUUUGAUUUGUCGCUUUGAUGACACCAAUCCAACCAAGGAAAACCAGGAGUUUGAAGAUGCCAUUAAACAUGACCUAAGCCUGCUCGGCAUCACACCAGACAAAAUAUCGUUCUCAAGUGAUUACUUCCAGGAAAUGUACGAAUAUUGCAUACAGAUCAUCAAAGAUGGAAAGGCAUAUGCGGAUGACACGGAGAAGGAACAGAUGCAACAUGAGCGACGUGAGGGAAUCGCAAGUAAAAACCGCGACGCAACUGUUGAACAGAAUCUGGCUCGAUUUGAGGAGAUGAAGCUUGCUUCACCGGAAGGACUGAGAUGGUGCAUUCGCGCUAAAAUUUCAGUUGAUGACAACAAUAAAGCAUUGAGAGAUCCAGUAAUCUACCGCUGCAAUCUUCAACCACAUCACCGGACUGGUUCCACGUGGAAGAUCUACCCAACGUACGAUUUCUGCGUCCCCAUUCUGGAUUCCUUGGAAGGUGUCACGCACGCCUUGCGUACCACCGAGUAUGGAGAUCGUAAUGCGCAAUAUGCUUGGAUGCAGGAAACACUCGGUCUGCGCAAAGUGUAUAUCUGGGAUUUCUCGCGUCUCAACUUUAUUCGUUCCGUCUUGUCUAAGCGCAAACUCACCCAGAUCAUCGAUCAGGGCGUAGUGUGGGGCUGGGACGACCCUCGCAUGCCUACUAUCAGAGGAAUUCGCCGGCGUGGAAUGACGGUCCCAGCUUUACGUGAAUAUAUCCUCAAGCAAGGCCCUAGCAAGAAUGUCGUCAAUCAAGACUGGACCAAGUUUUGGGCGACCAACAAGAAAUAUAUCGACCCCGUGGCUCCACGACAUACUGCAGUCGAGAAGGAGGACAUGGUUGAGGCGAGGGUUCAAGGGGCCGAUGGCGUUACAUAUGCUGAAAAGCCUAGACAUGGGAAGAACCCUGAAGUUGGGUUGAAGAAGGUGGUCUAUAGCAAUACCAUCCUCCUUGACCAGGCCGAUGCCAAGAGCUUUAAAGAGGGUGAAGAGAUCACUCUGAUGAACUGGGGAAAUGCCUAUGUUCGCAAGAUCCAUGCUGAGCCAACCAGCGGAAAGAUCACCGGUCUAGACCUCCAGCUCCAUCUCGCAGGAGACGUGAAAAAGACAGAGAAGAAGGUCACAUGGUUGUCAAAGGACCAAGAGCUUGUGCCAGUAACCCUAUAUGAGUUCGACUAUCUCAUUACCAAGGACAAAAUGGAAAAGGAUGACGAUAUCAACCUGAUUCUGAAUCCAACGACCGAAGUGAAGACUGAAGCGUUGGGUGACUGCAACGUUGCCCAUCUCUCCGAGGGAGAAAUCAUUCAAUUCGAGAGGAAGGGAUAUUUCAGGGUUGAUCGCCCUUAUAAGGAAGGUCAGCCGGCUGUUCUGUUCAAUAUUCCAACUGGUAAAUCUGGGUGA